Molecule: messenger RNA, 2712 nt
Organism: Cercopithifilaria johnstoni
Lineage: Eukaryota; Metazoa; Nematoda; Chromadorea; Rhabditida; Onchocercidae
Source: the annotation of a GenBank genome assembly
AUGCAGUUAACGAAUCCAGUAUGGAUUCAUCACUCAGGUGGUGCAAUCUACUCCGUAGACAUUCAUCCAGAUGGUACGAAAAUAGCCACAUGCGGACAAGGUGGUGAAGGUGGUUCUGGCCUCGUGAUUAUCUGGAAUGUAAAACCAGUGAUUAACGAGAAAGCUAGUCAAGAGGCAUCGUGCAGUCGAUUACUCUCUCGAAUUCUACACCAAAAUUGUGUUAAUUGUGUUCGUUGGUCUCCGGAUGGAACAUAUCUUGGAUGUGCUGGUGAUCAACAGUCACUAACACUCUGGGAAUUUGGUGGUCGAGUUUUUAGUGCUGGAACCAUUGGUUCUAUGGAUUCCGUUAAUGUCGAAAAAUAUCGGGAAAAGUAUCGAUUGUAUGGACAUUCUUUAGAUGUGUUACAUCUUGAAUGGUCUAAAGAUGGCCGCUAUCUUGCAUCUUGCGGAAUGGAUCAUGCUGUGAUCAUUUGGGACGCUCAUAAUUUGCCGAACAAAGUGGUAUCAUUAACAGUCGAACGGGGUGGACAUCAGGGUAUUGUGAAGGGAGUAAGCUGGGACCCAAUUGGAAAAUUUCUCGCUACGCAGUCUGCUGACAAGUCUGUGAGAAUCUGGACAACUGACAAUUGGCAAUGCAUUAAAGUAGUCAUGGAUCCUUUCAUUGAGAGUAGCCAGUCAACCAUGUUUUGUCGAUUAGACUGGUCACCAGAUGGUACUUAUCUAAUAGCGCCAUGUGCCAGUAAUAACUCCGGGCCAACUGCUCAUUUGAUACGGCGAAAGGAUUGGGAUACUACGUUGGAUCUAGUUGGUCAUCGAAAAGCUGUAACAGUGGUUCGGGCAUGCCCUCGUAUGAUUGAAUAUCAAAACUACAAGGGCAAUCAAAUUCAAGUAAGCUGUAUAGCAAUGGGCAGUCGUGACAAAUCAUUAAGCGUCUGGUUAUUGCCGAAUGUGGAUCGACCUUUAGUUGUACUAUACAAACUUUUUAAACAUUCCAUACUUGAUUUUUCCUGGAAUGAUUAUCAUCUAACUAUAUGCUCGAUGGAUGGAACGGUGAAAUCAAUUGUGUUUGAUGCAAAAGAAUUAGGACGGUUGCUUACUUCUUCUGAAAUGGGCGAUCUAUGUGAACGAAUAUAUAGUCGUCGGCCAUUACAAUAUUCUUCUCGUCAGCUAAAUAAUGGACAUCAGCUGUUGUCUACCAAAGAUUCUAGCAGAAUGUUUGUCGAUGAUCUGAAAAAGCUUCAAAGCAAAAAGCAAGAGCCGGAACAAUCAAAACUUCACGACAAUGAUUCCUUUACUUCGUCACAAGUGAAAGAAGUUCCUAGCAGUCGACCCAUUGUCAGUACAUCAAUCUCGUGCGAUGCAGAAAAGAUGCCUGUUUCAUCGGAAUUACCGAAGAAACAAACCGAACUCCGGACCAAAUCAGGGAAAAGAAGAAUACAGCCUGCUUUCAUUGCCUCUGUUAGUGUUCCUGAAGCUGAAAUAACUACUACACCUAUUUCCACGGAGAAACCAUCAACAAGCAGUUAUGAGCCAUCACAGGCUUCAUCUGUGCAUCUUUUGGCAUCCCCAUCCAAAAGUAGCGGCCGAAUAUUGGUAAGCAGCAUUGAAAAAGUAGAAGUUACUCCAAGGAUUGAAGAACCGAUGGACACACAUCUUUCGACAUCCAAAACCGAACAGGUUCUACCUCAAUUAGCAUUAAAACCACUAUUGCGUCCUGCUCCUUUUCCGGAAUCAUUAACAGUCAAUUUGAAUGAUAAUCGUUCUAUUACUUUUCCUAUUCCUCAGCAGCGCCGAUCACUGUCGAUAUCCGUUCCUCCAACUGAAAUGUGUUCAGUAAAUAAGAUUGAUGUAUUAAAUGAAUAUGAAGUUGCGGCAACUGUAAAACUGACGAAGUUAUUUGGUAUGAAAGAUGCAACAGUGCUAUGGACAGCUUAUUUAGAUCCAGUUGUAUGCUCCAUUGCUGCUAAUAGUCAUUGGUUUGUAGCUGGUUGCUACGAUGGCAGUAUCCACAUUUAUUCAACACCUUCCGGUCGAUUACAUGCGUUCUUUACUAUCGAUUCAUUACCUUUCAUAAUUCAAGUGCAUCUAAACUAUCUUUCGAUUUGCUCAUCUCAGGGAAUGGUCUAUUCUUGGAAUAUAGAAAUUAGGAAAUGUAUUAUGUCAAGGAGGUCAAUUGUUGAUUUCUGCGAAAAAGAUUGCAAAGUAGUUUCUUGUACAUUAUCAGACAUAGGCGAACCUGUCAUUACUCUUUCAAAUGGGAAAACUUACUCGUUUUUGCUGUCGCUGGAUUGUUGGCAAUUGCUGUUCGAUGAAAAAAGCAUCCUGCCUAGAUUAAGUAUUCCAUCAGUGAAUGCUUCAGCUAGUGCUUUACUUGGUCCUAUAAAAAGCAGCCCAAUUCAUGUGAACAGUGAAGUCCAGAUCAAUGCCACUCAUUCAUUCUUAGAAGAAAGGCUUUGCAGCGCACUUUCAUUAAGACUUCCUAAUGAUUUUCGUCACUACCUCAAUUUAUAUGUACGAUCUCUUCUUCAACAUGGUUGUACUGCAAAGUUGAAUGAAAUUCUUUCAACAUAUUUUACGACUGUUUCAAUCUGUGGGUUAAAAUGCGAUGUGCUAUUGCGCGAAAUAUUGGAAUUGGCAAAAAAGAGCGAAGGAUGUAAUGAAUUCAUUCGCGAUAUUACGCUACGCCUGGAAUCGCUUAUUUCUCAUCAAUAA